Molecule: messenger RNA, 1369 nt
Organism: Arachis duranensis
Lineage: Eukaryota; Viridiplantae; Streptophyta; Magnoliopsida; Fabales; Fabaceae
Product: zinc finger protein BALDIBIS
Exons: 2
Coding region: 194-1165 (323 amino acids)
Cellular component (GO): nucleus
Molecular function (GO): DNA-binding transcription factor activity
Source: RefSeq, a predicted model, not a curated record
AAAUAUACUACACCUUUUCUUUCUUGUCUUCAUGUUAAAGCAGCAGGAUUAAGCAUAUAUGAAAAUUUAGAUUUUACCUUUUUGCUUUCUUUUCCCUUCUAAGCAGCUGCACCAUAUUUCUUGUUUUGUUUUAGAAUCCUGGAUCGUGCAUCUCAUGCUUAUUCAAACCAAGCAAUAAAAGCAUAUUUCAUGAAUGAUGAUGAUGUCUUCAUCAGAAGCCUUUUCAUCAUCACCAUCAGCAGCAGCUCCUUCGAGUUCCAGCAUCAUCCAUUACGGAAACCCUAAUUCAAUUCCAAGAGUAGUGAAGAGAAAGCGAAGUCAACCAGGAAGACCAGAUCCAGAGGCAGAAGUAAUAGCUCUAUCGCCAAAGUCGCUGAUGGCAACAAACCGUUUCGUAUGCGAGAUAUGCAAGAAAGGGUUUCAGAGGGACCAGAACCUACAGCUGCACCGGCGAGGGCACAACCUGCCGUGGAAGCUUCGGCAGAGGGAGAAGGAGGAGGUGGUGCGGAAGAAGGUGUACGUAUGUCCGGAGAAGAGCUGCGUCCACCACGAGAGUUCUCGUGCGCUGGGGGACUUGACGGGGAUAAAGAAACACUACAGCAGAAAGCACGGCGAGAAGAAGCUGAAAUGCGAAAAGUGCUCCAAGAAAUACGCUGUUCACUCUGAUUGGAAGGCUCAUACCAAGAUCUGUGGCACCAGAGAGUAUCGUUGUCACUGUGGCACUCUCUUCUCCAGGAAGGACAGCUUCCUCACUCACAGAUCUUUUUGUCAAGCCUUGCCUCAAUUUCAUACUGCUUCCAUGGCACCACCAUCACUACCACUAUGGCUUGACCAAACAAUCAACCAAGAGAACAAAGUCGGAGACUUGUUGUACUCAUCAUCAUCAUCCACACUCAUGUCGGCCACUGCGUUGUUGCAGAAAGCUACACAAAUGGAAUCUACCCCCAUGGCUUCUAACAACGACAAUGCCUUUGUUGGAUUCAUGCUCAGCUCUUCGUCUCAGUUCUCCUCCUUCAAUAACGAUUCAAACUUGAUGCAACACCCACUUGGGUUGACCAGAGACUUUCUUGGCGUUGGGGUCACCACCAAGUUCAUGACUAAUCCAAUGGGAUCCCUCCUCGACUUCCAAACCAAUCCUCUUCAUCAUCAUCAAGAAUAUAUGUAGGUGAGGUUAAUUGUAUGAUACAUAGAUAAUAAAAAGAACAAGUUAAGUUAAUUAAGUAGCUAAGUUAAUGAUGAUAGAUGGGUCACGGAGGCAUAGCAUUGAGAUGAGAUGAGAUAUGACAGGAUCCAUCUCGUGAACUAAGUGGGGGCCAACCCAUAUUUGGAACCACUAUCUAUAAUAAUAUUCCCUCACCUCUUUCAAUUA